This is a messenger RNA of Neltuma alba, 1371 nucleotides long. Its product is annotated as piriformospora indica-insensitive protein 2-like. The transcript has a single exon. The record is from RefSeq and is a predicted model, not a curated record. The coding region runs from base 1 to 1371 and encodes 456 amino acids. Gene Ontology annotation, molecular function: protein binding. Lineage: Eukaryota; Viridiplantae; Streptophyta; Magnoliopsida; Fabales; Fabaceae.
AUGGCUUUGUGUCACCUAGUUUUUACUCUUACUCUCGUUGUCAUCUUCUCUCUGGUGGUUUUCUCGUACCAGCAACCUCCGCUGGACGCUGCUGAGCAGGAAUCGGUUUACCGGGUGCUGGACUCAGUCAACUCGGCCAUUCCGUGGCGUUCUCUCUUCCCCGACGAUCUUUGUGUCUCUGCCCCUCACGGCGUGGUUUGUGACUAUUCUUCUGAAUCUGAUGGUUCUGGUGAUGGCAACGAAACGGCACACAUUGUUGAGUUGAACUUCGGGUAUUUGUCAGACUUCACGCCUAACCCACCUUGCUCUCAAAAUGCGACUCUCGACCCUCUCCUCUUCAGUUCGUUUAAGUACCUUCGCAAGCUCUUCUUUUACAAAUGUUUCAACGGGUCUAGGGUUUCUCUGCCUGAUGUUCCUCCGUCUUUUGGUUCGGGUCUUGAGGAGUUCGUGUUCAUCGAAAAUCCGUCUUUGGUAGAUCCUUUGGAUGGUAUAUUACGUAAUUUUACGAAUUUGAGGAGGCUGGUUUUGACGGGAAAUGGGUUUUAUGGUGAAGUUCCUAACCUGAUAGGUGGUUUAGUUGGUCUGGAAGAGAUUACGCUGUCCAGAAAUCAACUUGCUGGUGAACUUCCUGGGAGUUUAGGUGAUUUGAAGAAGCUAAAGCUUCUUGAUCUUAGUCAAAACAAUUUUGAGGGGCCUAUUCCUGAAUCACUUGGUAGUCUCACGGAGCUUCUAAAGCUUGAUAUGAGAUCCAACAGAUUCACGGGUAAGAUCCCAGAAAGUUUCAGACACUUGCAGCGCCUCGAGUUUUUAGACCUCAGCUACAACCUUUUCGGUCAAUUUGGAAUUCCUCUGUUCCUGGGAGAAAUUCCCGGAUUAAAGGAAGUGUAUUUGAGUGGGAAUCCUCUAGGUGGGAAGAUUCCAGAAAUAUGGGAAAAUCUUGAAAGUAUCAAAACAAUAGGGUUUUCAGACCUGGGUUUGAUUGGUAACAUCCCUGCAUCAAUGGGGUUUUAUCUCAGAAACCUGUCUUAUCUUGGGCUAGAUAACAACAAGCUUGAUGGGCCUGUGCCUGAGGAGUUUUACCACCUAGAUCUAAUAGAAGAAAUAAACUUGGAGAACAACAAUUUGAGUGGUAGAAUCCCAUCUUCCAUGGAAUUCAGAGAAAAGCUAAAGUUGGCAGGAAACAGACGGCUCUGUGUGGACGACACAUUGAUGAAUGCUAAAAACAGAGGCAGCUUGGGGAAAUUAAAGCCCUGCAGCAAGAAAGCAGAUAUUCCUGAUGUUGUCACUUUCAAUGGAGUUUCUUUGGUCCAAUUUUAUCCUCGUUUCUUGUUCACUUCCCUGGCGAUUUUGUUUGUCUUUACAUGUUUAUGA